This is a messenger RNA of Diachasma alloeum, 1220 nucleotides long. RefSeq names its product myosin regulatory light chain 2 (gene Mlc2). Gene Ontology annotation, molecular function: calcium ion binding; myosin heavy chain binding. Gene Ontology annotation, biological process: locomotion; post-embryonic development. Gene Ontology annotation, cellular component: myosin II complex; cytoplasm. The coding region runs from base 120 to 767 and encodes 215 amino acids. The record is from RefSeq and is a predicted model, not a curated record. The transcript is spliced from 5 exons. NCBI's taxonomy places the organism in Eukaryota, Metazoa, Arthropoda, Insecta, Hymenoptera, Braconidae.
UUUUCCGGGGCUGGGGUUCGCCACCUCGACAGUCGGCUCCGUCAGUCCCUCCGCGAACUCCUCGGCGUUCGCAUAAACUUUUUCUUUUUGGUUUUCUUCCGGUUUGAGUAGAAAUCAGGAUGGCGGAUAAGGAGAAGAAGAAGAAGACCAAGAAGAAGGAGGAGGCGCCGGCAGCAGCACCUGCUGAAGCACCACCACCAGAGCCUGAGCCGAAGAAGGAGGAGCCCAAGUCAAAGAGCCCUUCGGGGACACCGACGAGCUCGGCGCGCGCCAGCAGCCGCGGCUCCAAGAGGGCGAAGCGCGCUGGAUCCAGUGUAUUUUCCAUGUUUUCUCAGAAACAGGUCGCUGAAUUCAAAGAGGCCUUCCAACUUAUGGACCACGACAAGGAUGGUGUUAUCGGUAAGGAGGAUCUUCGUCAGACCUUCGACUCAGUGGGUCGUCUCGCAACAGACAAAGAGUUGGACGAUAUGCUCGAGGAGGUACCUGGACCCAUCAACUUCACCCAACUGCUCACCCUCUUCGCCAACCGCAUGUCGGGAGGAUCGGAUGAGGACGACGUCGUCAUCGCUGCCUUCCAGACCUUCGAUGUUAACGGAAAGAUCAACGGCGACAGGUUGAGGCACGCCCUGAUGACAUUCGGCGACAAAUUCACGGCCAAGGAAGUGAACGACGCCUUCGACAACAUGUACAUCGACGAGAAAGGAAUGAUCGACACCCCCAGUCUCAUCGACAUGUUGACAGGAAAGGGUGACGAUGAGGAUGAAUAAACUGUGCAAUAGGCUGACAAAACAUCACUUCUUCCCAUUGCAAUGACAUCUUUUAAAAAAAACAAAUGAUCAAUAUUAAAAUACAUUUGAACUUUUGAUGAUUGAAAUACCAUUUGAAUUCAAGCUGAGCCUCGUUCAACGGCAGGCCCGACUUGCAGACACGUAACGGUGGCUCCCUGAGAUUAUCUCGAUGAUUUUAUGAUCGUUAAUGCCACUUGGAUGGGGCCACUGGGGAUACUUGCUCGUGUAUAUAUGUUAUACGUUAAAUUAACUCGAUAAUUAUUUAUCCAUGGACCCACGUCCCGUCUCAUCCCACUGUUUUUUUUGUUUAUUUCACCGUUUUUUUGGUUCGUUUUAAGAAUGAAAUAUCAUCGCGGGCCCACGGCGAGGCCUCGCGGCUUCCUUCAUCCAUUCUCCAUUCUAUUCAUAUAUAAAUAAAGUUAUUUAAAAGUA